AUGAACAGUGACAGGCAACUGCGUUGCACCAUACGUGCCCCAGCGAGGUAUGGUGAAUGCGCGACCGAGACACCAACUUCGGCCCUAUUAAUGUCAAUGCAUUUGGCACGAGGGCAAUCGUUAUCGGCCGAUCCAACAAAUCCAGUGUCAGAAAGCCUACAUCCAUCGCUUCGCAGGGUCAAGAUCACACGCAAACCGGAAAUAAUCGAAUUCGAUCCCACAUUGGCCCCUGCGGAUUUCCCUGAGCCGUGGCCCAAAAGGCAAAAGAUCUCCCAGAGCAGACCCGAGGAAGGCCAGUACUCAUCCGGUAUUGACUGGUCUAUGAGCAACUGUGAGUCCAACCUCAUUCACAGAAGCAAUAUGGCCGAAAUUGGUGCAAUUGAGGGACAAACAAAAGCAAUUGAUGUGGCCGACAACCUGAGCAUUUCUGACAGCGACGGUGAGCCUCUAGAUGAUCAAGAAGCCCUUGGACGGAAAAUUGUCAAUCCAACCUGGAGCGACCUCAAUCCAGCCAUACAACUGCAAAUCAUCUCUGGCCUCCUCAAGCACUACAACUGGGAGAAUUCCUGCAUAAAACUCGGCCUGGGCAAAGAAGAUCGGAGCAAACUGUCACAUUAUCUGAACACGCGGGACCAGCAAAUUUCUCGGGAGGAUCGAGCCCUGGCCGCCAUGCGGGAAAAGCAACUGGCCCAUCUUAUGAACAUGGAUCAAAGCAUUCUGAAGCAAAGCCCUGUGCCCCAUCAGUUCGUUCUUAACAGAAUCUCUCGGGACUUCCAAAAUUCGCUUACUGCGAUGGCUAAACCAGAACUCGAAUUCUGCCGAGCUGAUGAUAUACUGGCAGCUAGGCAGUUCCUCCGCAACCAUUAUCUCAAUGAGAACCUUGCCGGCCAGUGGGAUAGCCCUCUUGUCCAACUAGCCGCUAUUCCCCGUACCGAAAAUCACGGCACACGAGAGAUUUUCCAAUGGAAGGAGGAUUGGACCAUACCGGCAUGCAGCUUCAUCAACCCCCAGGGACCGAUUCGAGACUGUGCACCCGGCCCCUCGUUUGAUGAGAUACCCUCUUCUGCCGAAAACAUGUAUUUCAAGAGCGGCUCCUACUGCACAAUAAACCCUCGAGAUACCUUUAAGGGCGAUUGUUACCCGUUUGCGUCUUGGAAAGAGCAUACUCCAUUCUACCUGCGCGAUGAAUUUCAGGACGCACGUGAAAAAGUUCGGGAGCAUGUUCGAAGGGAGAUGUCAUCGCCUUUAGAUGGUUCCGAAUUUACUCGAAUACGAGUUGGGCCAAGGCAAGAAGCACGACUGUCGCUUGGCUUCCGUGAUCGGACAUUGUACAACCCCCUUGACCUGUCGUUCAAGAGAAGAGUGAAUUUGGCGGGAGCAAAAGAGAUCCAGAAGGCUCACUUCUAUCAGCCCCAUGUACCAUUGCCUGGUAAAGAGGACGAAACCCCAUCUAAGCCACCGAAAGGAACGCACAAGUCUGCUCAUGUGUCCUAUGAACCGGUAACGCGUUCUCUGGGUGGGUGUUGGUCUUUCAAUGAAGUCCAUCCCUCUGUGUCACAGUCCCGAUACAAACGACAGAUCGAAGAGGCCAGACUGGAGUCAGAGCAACAGAAAAUGAGAAACCUAGCCUGGCUAAUGGAAUACGAGACUUCGGGGACAUAUGGUUCUCCAAGCACUCCCCAGGGGUUCAUAGACGAGAUAUUGUAUGGCGGUUCCCAGGAUGUUUUAUCUGCCGAAUUCAUGCAUAACCUCCCCGGUCUGGACGAGACCUUUUUUGGGUCCUAUCCCCCCUGUCGAAACCGACUGGAUGGUGCCCUACUUACCGAGCGGUUACUUUCCCAAUGA
Molecule: messenger RNA, 1845 nt
Organism: Penicillium waksmanii
Lineage: Eukaryota; Fungi; Ascomycota; Eurotiomycetes; Eurotiales; Aspergillaceae
Exons: 2
Coding region: 1-1845 (614 amino acids)
Source: RefSeq, a predicted model, not a curated record